ACUAUUUAAAUCUCUAAUGAACGACUUGACUCCAUGUCACUCAACUCUCACUGGUCUCAGGCUGCGUACACGAACAACAGUCUCGCUGAUACUUGGAUCAUUGGACAUAAACUCACCGAACACACGAGUAACUGUUCAAAAGAGCCGGGUUAUCUUUAUCUUUCAUCGACGGACUGCACAUUUGUUUGCGUGAGAAAGAAAUGAAAAAUUUAACUUUUUCUUUGUGGGUUGUCCUACUUUGUGCAAUUGCGCUCUUUGCGUCGGGAGUGGAAGACAACGAACUUUUCAAAGAUGAGGAGUUCAAAGUGCUCUACGACGAUGAGGCGAUCCAUGACCGGAUCACGUACAACAUGAGGAAGAGCCUGAAUCUCGACGUGGACGGCUGUGUCCUUCUGCCUGGUGAGAAGAGGAGUCUGCAGGAGUGUGGCUUCAACGUCACAGCCAAGACCUUCUUCAUCAUCCACGGCUGGACGACGAGUGGGAUGUUUGAGAGUUGGAUGCAGAAGCUGGUGGCGGCCAUGAUGCAGCGAGAACCGGAGUCCAACGUGGUCAUCGUUGAUUGGCUUCCCAUGGCCCACCAGCUCUACCCCGACGCGGUCAACAACACCCACCAAGUUGGCCUCAGUGUCGCCACCACCAUUAACUGGCUCCAGGAGGAACAGCAGCUGCCCUUGCAGAAUGUGCACCUGAUUGGCUACAGCUUGGGGGCCCAUGUGGCGGGCUACGCCGGAACAUCUGUGCGAGGGACUAUUGGCAGAAUCACGGGUCUAGACCCGGCAGGGCCCAUGUUUGAGGGGGUGGGAGAUGAUAAGCGCCUCUCAUCGGACGACGCCGACUUUGUGGACAUCCUGCAUACGUACACGCGCGAGGCCCUGGGAAUGAGCAUUGGGAUCCAGCAGCCCAUCGGAGACAUUGACAUCUACCCCAACGGUGGAGACGUGCAGCCAGGCUGCUCCCUGCGUGAGAUGCUUACCAGUACAGCUGGAGGAAGCUUCAUGGAUGUGAUUAAGUGUGAACACGAACGGGCUGUGCUCCUGUUUGUGGACUCGCUGAUGAACAACGAGUACACGAGCCUUGCCUACCAGUGCACCGACCCCGAACGCUUCAAGAAGGGCAUCUGCCUGAGCUGCCGCAAGAACCGCUGCAACAACAUUGGUUACAACACCAAGAAGAUGAGGAAGAGGAGCAACUGUAAGAUGUACCUGAAGACCCGUGCUGUCACACCCUUCAGAGGCAUCCAUUAUCAGAUGAAGAUGCAUGUGUUCAACAGAAAGCAGGCUGAUGAUGCUGAUCCAACCUUUCACGUCAAGCUGUAUGGAGCUCACAAUGACACCGAUGACCUGCAUGUAGACUUUCCAAACAAAGUGGGUCUGAACCUGACCAACACCUUCCUGGUCUUCACCGAGGACGACAUCGGGGAUCUGCUGAAGAUUCGUCUGAGCUGGGAGGGGGCCAACGAGUCGCUAGGGUCCAUCUGGAAGAACAUGAAGCAGUCCUUCUGGUCCUGGAACCGCACCGGCACGCCCAUCAACCAGGUGCUGGAGGUCCGUAGGAUCCGUGUCAAGUGUGGAGAAACUCAGAAGAAGUUCACAUUCUGUGCCCAGGACCCCUCAGUGACUGAGAUCUCUCCAGGACAGGUCAUCACGUAUGUUAAGUGUCGUGAUGGCUGGGAGGUCAAACCAAGUAAAAAAAGGUUGCAUAACUUAUAAGGAUUCAGCACUUCAUCAAUCAACGCACCAAUGGCAUGGGACCUAAAGUCGGAAGGCAUGUCUGUAAGGACCCGCCUUUACUUCAUCUGAGCACUUUGAUUGGAGGAGUGAUGAGCACACGUUGGGAGGCCUUGGACUUGGGAUGCACCUGGAUGUUUACUGGUGGUCACAUGACUCUGGGCUCUGGCCAAUGGGACGUCGGGAGGCUUCACGUGCCGUCUGUCAGGACCUGACAAUUCCCUGAGUUUUUCUUUGUACAGAGACUGUUCAACUCGGAAAAUAAACGGUUGUGUUAUCCAUCGGACAUUUUCCCCCAAC
Oncorhynchus gorbuscha (pink salmon) is the source of this 2027-nucleotide messenger RNA. Its product is annotated as endothelial lipase-like. Lineage: Eukaryota; Metazoa; Chordata; Actinopteri; Salmoniformes; Salmonidae. The transcript is spliced from 10 exons. Gene Ontology annotation, molecular function: protein binding; lipoprotein lipase activity. Gene Ontology annotation, biological process: lipid metabolic process. Bases 201 to 1709 code for a protein of 502 amino acids. The record is from RefSeq and is a predicted model, not a curated record.